UUCUCCUUGAAGCUCUAUAACUCCUGACUGCUGAGGCCGGGGGCUACUGAGCCAUGAGUACCACCUUUCUUCAGAGCUCUUCCUCUACCUAUGGGGGUGGCUUUGGUGGGGGCUCCUUGAGGGGAGCCUCUCUCCUGGCUGGUGGAGGAUACGGAGGGGGGAGUCUCUACAGGGGAGGUCAGAUUUCUGCCUCUUCAGCCAAGUUCGUCUCCUCUGGGUCAGUGGGAGGCUACGGUGGUGGAAUGAGCUAUGGCUUUGGUGGAGGGAGUGGCGGGGGUUUCAGUGCAGGAUAUGGAGGUGCCUUUGGAGGCGGCUUUGACCUGGGGGGCAGAGACGAUGGCCUCCUGUCCGGCAAUGAGAAGGUCACCAUGCAGAACCUCAACGACCGCCUGGCCUCCUACCUGGACAAGGUGCGGGCUCUGGAGGAAGCCAACGCGGACCUGGAGGUGAAGAUCCGGGACUGGUACCAGAAGCAGGGUCCCAGCAGCCCUGAGAAGGACUACAGCCCCUACUUCAAGACCAUAAAGGAGCUCCAGGACAAGAUCAUGGAAGCCAAAGCUAACAAUUCUGGCAUCAUUUUGGAGAUUGACAAUACUCAGCUGGCUGUUGAAGAUUUCAGAAACAAGUAUGAGAAUGAGCUGCACCUGCGUCAGAAUGUAGAGAGUGACAUCAGGGACUUGCACAAGGUAAUGGAAGAGAUGAAUUUACUCAAGACUGACCUGGAGAUGAAGAUUGAGGACUUGAAAGAACAGCUGGACUUCCUCAAGAAGAAUCAUGAGGAGGAAAUGAAAGAGUAUACCAACCAGCUAGUGGGUCAAGUCAAUGUGGAGAUGGAUGCAGCCCCAGGGGUAGAUCUGACCCGUGCCCUUUCUGAGAUGCGAGAGCAGUAUGAAGCCAUCGCCGAGAAGAAUCGUCAAGAUGCUGAGGCCUGGUUCUUUAGCAAGACUGAAGAACUGAACAAGGAAGUGGCUUCCAACACUGAAAUGAUCCAGAGCAGCAAGACUGAGAUCACUGACCUGAGACGCACGCUCCAGGGGCUGGAGAUCGAGCUUCAGUCGCAGCUCAGCGUGAAAGCCGGGCUGGAGAGCUCCUUGGCAGAGACGGAGAACCGUUAUGCUACCCAGCUGCAGCAGAUGCAGGGGCUGAUUAGCAACAUCGAGGUCCAGCUCAGUGAGCUCCGCAAUGAGAUGGAGUGUCAGAACCAGCAGUACAAUAUGCUCUUAGACAUCAAGACCCGGCUGGAACAGGAGAUUGCCACUUACCACAGCCUGCUAGAGGGCCAGGACUCCAAGAUGGUUGACUUAAGUACCAGAGAAGGUUCCCUUGGUGGAAUAGGUGGUAGUAGCAGUAGCAGCAAAGUCCAAAUCACCAUGGAGGAAUCAGUGGAUGGGAAGGUGAUUUCUUCCCAAAAAAGGGAAGUCUAAAUCUUCACUCGAGGCAAAAGAGAAGGUCCUUUACCCGCCUGGCUGAGAGCAUGAACAGCCACAGUGGGGAGAAGGAUGGAAAUUCAAGUCUUUGCAGUGGGAAUUGGAUGGCAAACAUGGGAACUUCCAGUGCUAUCCUCACCUUUCUCCUCAGCCCACUGGACCCCCACCCCACCCAUUUUUCAGUAGUAUGUUUAGUAAGUAGUAGUUAGUUCCCAGUAUGGAAGCCUGGGGAAGCAAGUAUAUUGUGUAACUAGUGCUCCACUCACUGUACUCUUUUUUUCUGUGAAAUAAAGUUUUUCCUUCUGUUUGCAAA
Antechinus flavipes (yellow-footed antechinus) is the source of this 1740-nucleotide messenger RNA. RefSeq names its product keratin, type I cytoskeletal 15-like. Gene Ontology annotation, molecular function: structural molecule activity. The coding region runs from base 54 to 1424 and encodes 456 amino acids. The transcript has 8 exons. NCBI's taxonomy places the organism in Eukaryota, Metazoa, Chordata, Mammalia, Dasyuromorphia, Dasyuridae. The record is from RefSeq and is a predicted model, not a curated record.